Volvox carteri f. nagariensis is the source of this 165-nucleotide messenger RNA. RefSeq lists its product as uncharacterized. The transcript has a single exon. The record is from RefSeq and is a predicted model, not a curated record. Lineage: Eukaryota; Viridiplantae; Chlorophyta; Chlorophyceae; Chlamydomonadales; Volvocaceae. Bases 1 to 165 code for a protein of 54 amino acids.
AUGCCUAGUAAGCGCGAGUCAUCAGCUCGCGUUGAUUACGUCCCUGCCCUUUGUACACACCGCCCGUCGCUCCUACCGAUUGGGUGUGCUGGUGAAGUGUUCGGAUUGACUUUGACUGGGGCAACCUGGUCAUGGUUGAGAAGUUCAUUAAACCCUCCCACCUAG